This is a messenger RNA of Syngnathoides biaculeatus (alligator pipefish), 2892 nucleotides long. RefSeq names its product transmembrane O-mannosyltransferase targeting cadherins 2a (gene tmtc2a). Gene Ontology annotation, cellular component: endoplasmic reticulum membrane. Gene Ontology annotation, biological process: protein O-linked glycosylation via mannose. The transcript is spliced from 12 exons. The coding region runs from base 267 to 2813 and encodes 848 amino acids. Lineage: Eukaryota; Metazoa; Chordata; Actinopteri; Syngnathiformes; Syngnathidae. The record is from RefSeq and is a predicted model, not a curated record. Gene Ontology annotation, molecular function: mannosyltransferase activity; protein binding.
CGGCUGCCUCUCGCCGCUUUCCGGCGCACAUCGCCCACCGAUGCGCAUCGCUGCCACGCACGCGAACCCCGCCGCCCCUACUCCGUCGGUGAGCCGCUUGUGAGCGUCUUGGAACCGGCGGGGGAUCGUCAUGGUGCGCCGCGUGAAAUCCUGCGCGGCGCGGGGAGCCGCGCUGCCGAGCGGCUGAACAACGGAAGACUUCCCCGUCAUCCUCUUCUCGUCGUCCUCUUCGCCGCCGCCUGCGAACUCCGCUUCGGCUUGGAGAGAUGAUCACGGAGCUGCUGUGCACCGCCGUGGCCGUGGGGGUGUACGUCAACACGCUGGACGCGGACUUCUGCUACGAUGACAGCCGAGCAAUCAAGACCAACCAGGACCUUCUCCCAUCGACCCCAUGGAUCAACAUUCUGUACGACGACUUCUGGGGCACCCUGCUCACCCACAGCGGCAGCCACAAGUCCUUCCGCCCGCUCUGCACCCUCACCUUCCGCCUCAACUACGCCCUGCACGGCCUGCGACCCUUCGGCUACCACCUGCUCAACGUCGCGCUUCACGGGCUGGUGACGGCCGCCUUCGCCGCCUUCAGUCGCCCGCUGUUAGGCGGCGGACUCUGGAGUCUCCUGGCCGGCCUCCUCUUCGCCUCUCACCCGGUGCACACGGAAGCAGUGGCCGGAGUGGUCGGGAGGGCGGACGUCGGCGCCGCUUUGUUCUUCUUGUUGUCUCUUCUCUGCUACGGGAGACACUGCGGUCUUCGGGCGACGCCGUGCUGUGGCAGAAGUGGCUCGGCGGUGCGCUGCUGGAUGUGGAUGGCUGGCAGCUUGGGCUGCGCGGCAGCCAGCAUGCUUUGGAAGGAGCAGGGAGUGAUGGUGCUCGCGGUGUCGACCAUCUAUGACCUCUUUGUCUUCCGUCGACUCACAUUCCGCCAGGCCCUUCUGCUCCCGCUUGGAAAGAAGAAGAACCUGAAGCUUUUGCUGAGUCUCACUGGUCUGGGUACCUGGGGCAUCAUUCUGCUGUCAGGUCGCAUCUACUGGAUGGGUAACAAGCCGCCCAAUUUCUCCAACUCAGACAACCCGGCAGCAGACUCGCCACAUCUCCUCACCCGGACGCUGACCUUCCUCCACUUGCCUGCCGCCAACGCCUGGCUGCUGCUCUGUCCUGACAAGCUGAGUUUUGACUGGUCCAUGGACGCGGUACCGUUGGUGAAAUCCUUGGCCGACUGGCGGAACCUUCACACCCUAGCCUUUUACGGAGGACUGAUUCUUCUAUCUUGGUUUGGGUUUCACGGCCCCACCUCAAAAGGAAAGGACCCAGAUGGGAAAGUCACAAAUGGGAAAUCGCUUACCAAUGGGAAUGGUUAUCACGCCCCUGAUACGAACCACAACACAGACUUGGGGCCACCAAUCACCCUGAAUGGUUCAGUCGGAAGUCACGGUGACCCUCCACGGAUCUCCCUACCACCCACAGAAAACCUUGUGAUAUUCUCACUGGCCUUACUAUCACUACCUUUCAUUCCGGCAUCCAACCUCUUCUUUUAUGUCGGAUUCGUCAUCGCUGAGAGGGUACUCUACAUUCCUAGCAUUGGCUACUGCUUACUCGUGGCCACUGGCGCAAGAACCUUGUACGUCAGACUGAGAAGAAGAGGCUGCAAGGCCUUGCUGUUGAGUCUAUGCUUGGGGCUCGUGCUGCUAAACGGACUGAGAACCAUUCAAAGAAAUAGAGACUGGAGCAAUGAGGAGAAUCUGUACAAGUCGGGAAUCAGUGUGAACCCUGCAAAAGCUUGGGGCAAUCUAGGAAAUGUUCUGAAGAGCCAGGGCAAGAUGGCGGAGGCGGAGAAAGCAUACAGGAAUGCUCUGCACAACAGAGGGAACAUGGCUGACAUGCUGUAUAACCUGGGUUUGUUGCUGCAGGAGAACGAGAGAUUUUCAGAGGCACUUCAUUACUACAAACUGGCUAUUGGGAGUCGGCCAACGCUAGCAUCCGCCUACCUCAACACGGGAAUUAUCCUGAUGAACCAGGGCAACCUGGAAGAGGCCAAGCGGACCUUUGUGACAUGCGCCAACAUUCCUGACGAGAAUCUCAAGGAUCCCCACACCCACAAGAGCUCUGUCACCAGCUGCCUGUAUAACCUGGGGAAACUCCUGCACGAGCAGGGCCAACAGGAGGAGGCCCUCUCUAUUUACAAGCAGGCAGUGCAGAGGAUGCCCCGACAUUUUGCACCACAUAGCCUUUUUAACAUGAUAGGAGAAGCCUACAUGAGGUUGAACAAGCUGGAGGAGGCAGGUCACUGGUACAAGGAGUCCCUCAGGGUCAAGCCGGACCAUAUCCCGGCCCACCUCACUUAUGGAAAACUGCUGUCCAUCAUGGGGCAGAAGACUGAAGCGGAAAAGUACUACCUUAGAGCCAUUGAGCUGGACCCCAUGAAAGGAAACUGCUACAUGCACUAUGGUCAGUUCCUGUUGGAGCAGUCCCGACUGGUCGAGGCGGCGGAGAUGGCAGAGAGGGCCGCCGAGUUAGAAGGCAGGGAGUUCGAUGUGGUCUUCAGUGCAGCGCACAUGCUCAGACAGGCUAGUUUGAACGAGGCGGCAGAAAAACAAUACCAACGUGCAGCCUCCCUUCGACCAGACUACCCGGCGGCUCUCAUGAACCUCGGCGCCAUCCUGCACCUGAACGGAAAGCUGGCCGAGGCCGAGGCCAACUACCUACGGGCGCUGCGCCUGAAACCCGACGACGCCAUCACUCGCUCCAACCUGCGCAAACUGUGGAACAUCAUGGAGAGGCAGGGGCUCGCCACCAGGAUGGAACAGCCUUCUACUUGAAUAAACCGCUGGGGGGCACAGUGUGGUGCCGGAGUGAACUGUGAUGGCGCUACGCCGGCCGGCUCUUUCAUCCCGACAC